Episyrphus balteatus (marmalade hoverfly) is the source of this 1041-nucleotide messenger RNA. RefSeq names its product cytochrome P450 4c3-like. Lineage: Eukaryota; Metazoa; Arthropoda; Insecta; Diptera; Syrphidae. The record is from RefSeq and is a predicted model, not a curated record. Gene Ontology annotation, molecular function: oxidoreductase activity, acting on paired donors, with incorporation or reduction of molecular oxygen; iron ion binding; monooxygenase activity. The transcript is spliced from 5 exons. Bases 1 to 1011 code for a protein of 336 amino acids.
AUGGCACUUGCGGUCCAAGAGGGCUAUGAAAUACCAUAUAAAACAGCAAUGGGACGCUGUAUUAAUGCUCAAAGUGAUAGUGAAUCGGAUUAUGUAAAAGCUGUUUAUGGAAUUGGAGAAAUAAUACAAAAUCGACAGUCAAAACUGUGGUUGCAGUGGAAUUCAAUUUUUAUGCUAACUAAAAACUAUCACGUUCAUAAAAAUUAUAUUAAAAUUCUUCAUAAGUUCUCGAAUAUGGUCAUUGAAGAGCGUAAAAAAGAAAUUAUGAAUGAUAACAAUAAAAUUGACAAUAAUAAUAAUGAUGAUGACAUUAACUUUGGCAAGAAAAAGCGUUUAGCUUUUCUUGAUUUAUUAAUUGAAGCAUCAAAAGAAGGAACUGUUUUAACAAAUGAAGAUAUUCGAGAAGAAGUAGAUACAUUCAUGUUUGAAGGUCAUGAUACUACUUCCGCUGCUAUAUCAUGGACAUUAUUUUUGCUUGGAAGUCAUCCCGAAAUACAAAACCGAGUUGUUGAAGAAUUAGAUCAAAUAUUUGGAAAUGAUAGAGAAUGUCCUGCUACAAUGAAAAAUCUUUUGGACAUGAAAUAUUUAGAGUGUUGCAUUAAGGACGCACUACGACUUUAUCCUAGUGUUCCAAUGAUGGCAAGAUCGGUUACUGAAGAUGUAAUUAUAGGAAACUACACGGUACCUGCUGGAACUACUGCCCUUAUCAUGACUUACAUGUUGCACAGAAAUUCAGCAAUCUUUCCCAAGCCUGAACAAUUCAAUCCAGACAAUUUUUUGCCAGAAAACUGCAAUGGCAGGCAUCCAUAUUCAUAUAUUCCAUUUAGUGCGGGACCAAGGAAUUGUAUUGGACAGAAAUUUGCAAUUUUGGAAGAAAAGGCUGUUCUUUCAAAAAUAUUACGGACUUAUAAAAUCGAAGCUGUUGAUCGCCGAGAAGACUUAACACUUUUGGGCGAGCUUAUAUUAAGGCCGAAAGAUGGCCUUAAAGUUAGAAUAACUAAGAGGAUAUAAAACUGAAAUAUAUAUUUUUUAACUUUUAAA